AUGGAGAACGUGAUCAACGAUUUACGAGUUAACAUCAAGAAGGAGCCCGAUGCCGAAAAGUUCCGAUGCAACGGACUGGAAAGUGAUGAACAUCUAGCCAAGGUUGUGGAAUUGAAACCGAUCGGCAGUAUCCAGACCAUGAAUGAGGCGGUCAAAAAAGAAACAGAUACUGACAAGAAAUCGGAGGAGAACCACCCCAAACCACCGUAUUCAUAUGUUGCUUUAAUCGCAAUGGCAAUACGGGAAAGUCAAGAAAAACGUCUGACUUUGAGUCAAAUCUACGACUUUAUCGUGAACAAGUUCCCAUUCUAUGAAAAGAACAAGAAAGGUUGGCAGAACUCAAUCAGACAUAAUCUAAGUUUGAAUGAAUGUUUUAUCAAGAUCCCGCGCGAAGGAGGUGGGGAGAGGAAAGGAAAUUUCUGGACGCUAGACCCAGCGUGUGAAGAUAUGUUCGAGAAAGGAAACUAUCGUCGCCGUCGCCGUAUGAAGGCAAGACCGUACAGGACAUCGGCGCAAUCAGCAUGCUACGAACCCAAGUCGCUGCUGACAGCUGAUCCGACCUAUGGAGGGGGAUACCCACUAUCGCAUAAAUAUCUACCAAGUGCUUAUAACAAUUGGCCUGCGGUUCAUCAUGGCCAAACUACACCAAGUCAACUCGGUUAUAGCAGUUGCCAAACUCCUUCGCGAUUACCACAGACUGUAGAAAUAAACUACCCAAGCAGCGGCUCGAUGCAGCUCCCCGGCUAUAGCCAAGUGGAUCUGAGUCCAAUGUCAACAAUGAAUGGUUCCACCCCGGGUAGCGUGAGUUACAGUGCUUACGCGUUCCCCUGUCAUCGCAAUGCCGCUGAAUCCGCUAUGUCCUCGUACGCUUACUGGACCGCCGAGAAGCAACACGUCGGUAAUCACCUCAUUAAUUGACAAUCGGAUUUUAAUUGUUUAGAAGCAUUCAAUACUGCGACCUAGCAAGUAUAAACUCUUGUUACCAUUUAAUGAGCGUGUCGAUUGAUUAUUUCAUGCCGUUAUGUUUGUGUCAGUUAAUAAUUUGUUCUAGGUUUAACAUUUGUGUUAUUUCACUCUUAUCGAAGUUGUUAGGGACCAAUUUUAUAAAUUACGUGAAACAGUUUAAAGUUUAAAACUAGCACCAGAACAUUUUCUGGCUAAAAUAAAUCAUAUAUUCAUUUUCAUAGUAUUUUCAUGUCAGAAAGACUUUAUUUGUUUGUGUCUGUUGUUAAACUUGGGAAAUGUCUGGACCAAGCCCACAAGUUCAAAACGAAUAUGAUUUAUGUAAGUUUAAUAUUUCAAAGAUGAGAGAUGGUUAUUAUACGUAACCAGAUUUAUAAAUUCAUGUUUAUUAUAUACUGUUGAUAGAUUAAAACAUAUUUUUAUUGUGAACACGGA
Messenger RNA from Saccoglossus kowalevskii, 1398 nucleotides. Its product is annotated as fork-head box L2 transcription factor. The record is from RefSeq and is a predicted model, not a curated record. Gene Ontology annotation, molecular function: DNA-binding transcription factor activity, RNA polymerase II-specific; RNA polymerase II cis-regulatory region sequence-specific DNA binding. Gene Ontology annotation, biological process: regulation of transcription by RNA polymerase II; cell differentiation; anatomical structure morphogenesis. Lineage: Eukaryota; Metazoa; Hemichordata; Enteropneusta; Harrimaniidae.